AAUUAAAUUAUUGAUUUGAUCUUUCGUACGCCCCUGUCACGUUUGUCGAAGAAAUCGUAUGCUUUUAACCGUGUGUGUCAUAAGUCUCGAUAAUCAAACGAAUUUAAGUGGGUGUUUUUUUUUUCUAAUUUGCUGGAUGACAAAGUAUUAUUAAAUAAUAAAUACAAACAGUGUCAUUAAAAACAAACAAAUUUACAUUUUAUGCGGGAUCAUAUUUGAUGAUAUGAAUGUAUCGGAUGAAAUGGAAAAAUCAUGGGACCGAUCAUGGACUACAGAAGAAAUGAGAAACAAAAGACAAGAAUGGAGUUUGGCAGCUGAUGCAGGAUUAUUAAAACAUCUACAACAGUUUUCUGAAAAUCUGGUGUCAAAAGCUAACAAGACUCAACAAGCGAUAGAUUCGUUAACAACUCAAUUGGGCGAGACUGCAAUAAUUAUAGAUAAUUUAACCAACACUUCCUUGGCAUUGGCCAAUACUCAGUUUAUUGAGAGUCGAGUACAAGAAGAUGAUAUAGAAAUAAAAAAAGAAGUAGAACAAGAAUUACCAAAAACAGAUUUUCUUACCAAUAUAAUUGAAAGUGUUAAACAAGGUCUAAAUGUAAUGGAUGAAAAAUAUAAAAGAAUGGAAGUUAUUGAUAGCGAUAGCGAGGAUGAGGGUGAUACAAGAGUUAUGAGCGUUAUUUUGGGGCCAAAAGAUCCAUAUCAAGAUCGACCUUUGCCUUAUGUCAUUGGUUCACAUAAAUGGAAUACUUCUAAUAAAAUUGGUUUAGAAAGUAGCAGCAGCGAAUCUGAGCAAGUGGACGAAGAAGAGGAUGACUCAGAAAGUUAUCAAGAUGAAGUAAGAAUACAAGAAUCAUUUGAUUCAAAAAAUGGCCCAAACAUAGAUACCGGAUUGACUUCUUCGUUAAGCGUAUCAGAAAAAUCAAACGAUGCUUCGUAUAUGAAUCAUGGAAAAUUAGACAGUAUAUCUCAAAAUACAAUGAGUUUUGCAUCUGAUUGUACAACACCAGUCAAGGAUCCACUAAAGGUGCAGGUUACUAAUGAGUCACCUAACUUUGCUGAAGAAUUAGCUAAGAGAUUAGGCAACGUUCGACAGACUUUAAAACCUCCGAUAACGAAUGAAUCCAGGGAACCUUCUAUUAAUAAAUUUAAAGACGAUAAUUUAUUUACACCAGAAAAUGAUGGUAUAGAAGAUUUCUUUAACGAUAAACCCAAUAAUCUAUUUGAGGAUAACAAAGAAAUUUUGGAAGAUAACGUAUCGGCUAAGUUAUGGCAACAUCGACCUGUUUUUCAAUCGAAUAUUAUUCCACCGAGUAUGGAUGUUCCACCACCUAUAAGUACAAUAUCGACGAAACCGAAAUCAGCGAUCGAUGAUUUAUUCGAUAAAGGAGAUUCAGAAGAUUCGGAUGAUAUUUUCUCGUCGAAACAACCUGUAAAAAGGAUUACGAAAGAUGCUACCUCGGAGAGUAAACAAGCUGUAAAUACAGAAAAUGUACAAAAUAAGUUCCUUGAUGUUGUGAUUGGCAAGACUACUAAAACUAACUGGGCAACUAGUACACCAGAGUCUAACGUUGAAGCCAAUAAUCUGUUCAGCGAAGAAGAAGAAGAAGAUGACAAUGAUCUCUUUGGAACUUCUAAAAAGAAUACCAGUAAGUCUAUGGGAGAAACACAGAAGAAUCGCGUUAACACGGAGGAUAAUGACAAAAAGAAACCUGCCGGCGAUUCUUUAAUAAUCGGUGGAGUUUUAACUUCUUCGAUCGAGAAUGCAUUGUCAAGUAAAAUACCUCGUCGUCAAUCAUCGGAUUCAUCCAGCAGCGACACAGAAUCAAAUUAUGAAGUUGCUUUCAAUAAUGAACCUUUAUUUGAAGAUAAUUCAUUACAGGUUGUCCGCGAUCAGAGUUCUAAUAUUACUGCAAGAGCAGGAAAUUCAGGAAACUGGAACGUUAAUCUUGAAAAUAGCGAGAAUAGCAGUGGUAUAUCGAUUAAACGUCACAGUAUCAGCAGUACAAUGGCUCUAACAAUGCCGAUAGAUGAGGUAUCAUCAUCAACACGUUUAAAUUCGGCAGAAUUUUAUCGUGAAAGAAUAAUCAACGAUAGUCUAUUCGUUGCUAACACUUUGCAUCCUCCGGAUGUUAAUUCUACUUCGUUCAGGACGUCGAACAAUCAAUCGAACACGGAGCAAACAAUAGGAAACAUUUCUACGGAUGACGUGUUUGAAAACAAGGAUUUCUUAGGUCCACCACCUCUUCCUAAAGCAGAUUCUAAAACGAACAAAUCGAAAAUUCCUUCUCUCUUCGACGAUUCAGAUUCGGGUGAUGAACUUUUUUCUACGACUAGUUCUGGUUCAAGGUCACAAAAGAGUACAGACUUUUUAGCUACGACUCCUCAAUUUCCGGAUAAAAAUAAAUUAUUGUCCAAUAAUAAGGGACUUUUUGACGAUGAUAUCGACAUUUUUAGUAACAAGGAUUCACCGGACGUUGAUAUAACCGGAAAUUUUUUGAAACCUUACAAGGAUAACAUUAUUGCUUCGAAAAGAUUUCAGGAUAUUGCAUCUAAUAAUUUUUCGAUUGACAAAACUCACAGUACGAACGUUUCAAAAGAAAGUAACAUUAUCAAAUUACCUGCUAACUCAACAACGUCAACGAAGAAGAAUAGUCUUUUCGAUGAUGAGGAAGAUGAUAAUGUUGACGAUUUGUUUGGAGUUAAAAAGACAGAAAUCAAAAGCAAAAUCGAAGACAAAAUGUUUACUUCCGAUCCUGAAAACGAUUUAUUUUCGGUGAAACCAUCAACGAAGACGACAAAAGUGAUGGAUAAGAAAACUUUGUCUCGAGAAGAAGAAACUACUGUGGAAGAUAUUAAACGUCAAUCUUUAUUAUCGAAAGAUACGUCAUUGGAAGGUACAGUCAACAACUUUGUAGUUACAACUAAGCAGGAUAAAGGACAGGACAAUCAAAAGAAGGACGCACUUUUUGAAGAGGACGAUUAUGAGGAUUUGUUUGUUAAUGAUAAGAAAGAGAAGAAAAAAGUAGAAGUGGAAAGUAAAAUAGAAGAUAGUAAAGAAUCGAAUGAGAUAAUUUCAAAGAAAGAGUCAGUUCAAGUUGAGGUCAAAUUUUCUGAUAACUUUGAUGAUAAUAAUAGUACGGAUGUUGAUAAUAAAAAACAUCCACCGACAACGUUAAACAUUCGUACUACUACGUCAUCGUCUGCGGAAGAUAAUUCUCAAAUGCCAAGGCGAACAACAGUAUCAGGAAAGAUUAAAGAUUUAAUGGGUAAAAUGGGUGAUUUGAAAAUUCUUUCUCCUACUGAUACACCACCAUUGUGGAGAAAGAGCGAAGAGAAAACAGAUGAAGAGGAUGAUGUUAUUGAUAGGGACAGCGAUGAUGGAGGUUGCAUUGCUAAACCAAUUCAAACUCCGCCAACAGAAAAUACUGAACUUUCGAAACAACAGAUUCGGCCAGAUAGUAAUGGUAACACCGAAAGUGCAAUCAGUUUUGACGUACCUGCACAAGUAGAAACACUAUCGACUGCCUCAAAGAGUCGAGUGAGAAUUCAAGCAAAACGUCGACCUCAGAGUAGACAUGCACGAAAAUCAGCUCUCAGACAAAGUGGUUUAGAUUUUGAUACCGUCGAUACGAUUGAAAAGAUUCCUCAAGGUGAAAGUUCUGUUCUUUCGAAAGAGUCGUCGAAUAAUUCGACGGGUCACGGAGUAGUUCCUCCAAACGAUGAUCGUUUGACUUUAUCUUCUUCGAGUUUCGUUGAUAAUACUUUGCGACACGUAGAAUUGAAUCCUUCGACCGGUGAUGAUAAAUCUGAGCUUGGAAGUAUUAGUAAAGAAAGUUCGAUAAGCGCGAACAAGAAUACCUUGUUGUCUCCAUCAACUGACGAAGAAGAUUUGUUCGACGUACCACCAGAUUUACCGGAGGACUCACAAAGGGAAGAUGCAUUGUUUGGAAGAGCACCAAUACUUUCACCAAUUCAAAAUGUUUUGCCUGAUAGAGAGCCAACAUAUGGUAGACCUUUGAGAGAUACUAUCAUUGGUGGUAAUGAUGAAAAUGAAGAAACUAUUAGAAAAGAUUCGAUCAAAUCUGAGCUGAGUAGUCAUAAUAAUUCUAUAUCUGAUACUAGUUUUGACGUGGAUGAUAAUGAAAAGAAAAUUGAAGUAAGAUCGAAUGAGAUAGAACGUCUUACGAAAUUUCAAGAGACUAGAACCGAACAAAUAGACGAUUCGACAGAGUCUACGAAUGAUGUAUUUGAACAAGAGUAUUUAAAAGGACCGAUAGAUCCUUUGCAUGAUAAUACGUACGAUCCUUUAAAAGAUCCAAGUCAAUUGUUUGCGUUUGUAACGAAAACUCCUUCUCCUGAUAAAGGUAAAGAUUUAUUAUUUUCGGAUGAUGAUAGUCUAUUUAGUAGUCGGUCCAUCAAAACGAAUAGAGAAGAAUCGAUAAGAAAACAGGUUUCUAAUUUAUUCGAGGACGAUGCAAGUGGUGAUCUAUUUUCAGUUCCUUUACCAAAAUCUGUGAAAAAGACUUUGAAAGAUACCAAAAUCAGUUUCUUUGAUGAAGACUCGAACGAUCAGAACGACGAAGAUGACAGUUUGUUCGGUCCUAUUGCGAAAAAGAUGUCUGUUAAAAACGAAGAAGAAAAAAGUAUUGUAACGGCGAAAGUUUCACAAAAGAAAAUCAAUCUUUUCCAAGACGAUGACGAAGAUGACGAUAACGAUGCCACAAGUUUGUUCGCAGAACAACAACAAUCAGUACAAACGCCAAAAGUCGAAUUAUCCAAAGUUCCUCAAGAAUCAGGAAAACUUGAAAGUAUUUUGUCCGUUGAUGACAAGCCUGUUAACAAACCUUCCAAAUUGGCCGACAUAUUUGGCGAUCAAUCGAGUACCGAAGACGAUAUAUUUACUUCUAUAAAACCAGUAUCAAAAAAGAUAAUACAGAACAAGUCAUUGUUCGCGGCUGAUAGUGACGAUGAUGAUAGUCAAUUUUUCGGUAAAUCAUCAUCUUUGGUAGAAUCCACACCAAAUGAAAGUAGACCAAUCGUUAAAAAAUCUGUCACGCGAGACCUUAAAAAAACAGCCGAAAAGAUAGUCGAAGAUCCUUUAAGUAUAUUUAAAGAUGAUUAAAAUUUUAUUUAUUCGUAAGUGUAUAUUUAUCACAUUUUUUUAAAACAAUUUAAAAAUUUUUUUUUUAUAUGCUUUUGUUGUCGUCCUUCAACUUUUAAACUGAUAGAUGUGAAAAUUCGACAGCAUAAACAUUAAAAA
Molecule: messenger RNA, 5260 nt
Organism: Polistes dominula (European paper wasp)
Lineage: Eukaryota; Metazoa; Arthropoda; Insecta; Hymenoptera; Vespidae
Product: Family with sequence similarity 21
Source: RefSeq, a predicted model, not a curated record